This is a messenger RNA of Penicillium subrubescens, 633 nucleotides long. RefSeq names its product UbiX family flavin prenyltransferase. Gene Ontology annotation, molecular function: carboxy-lyase activity. The coding region runs from base 1 to 633 and encodes 210 amino acids. The record is from RefSeq and is a predicted model, not a curated record. The transcript has a single exon. NCBI's taxonomy places the organism in Eukaryota, Fungi, Ascomycota, Eurotiomycetes, Eurotiales, Aspergillaceae.
AUGCCAGCAGUCAACUCCGAGAAUCACGCACCCCCACACCAGCCACCAAACCAGCGGCGUAAGCGGAUCGUUGUGGCAAUGACUGGCGCGACAGGCGCAAUUUUGGGUAUCAAAUGUCUGAUUGCGCUGCGUCGCUUGAACAUUGAGACACAUCUGGUAAUGAGCAAAUGGGCCGAGGCGACCAUCAAAUAUGAAACCGAUUACCAUCCGUCCAAUGUCAAGGCUCUAGCCGACCAUGUUCAUUCCAUCAACGACAUGGCAGCACCCAUUUCAAGUGGCUCUUUCAAAGCAGACGGCAUGAUCAUUGUCCCAUGCAGCAUGAAAACACUUGCUGCUAUCCACAAUGGAUUCUGUGACGAUCUCAUCUCCCGCACGGCGGAUGUGAUGCUCAAAGAGCGGCGACGGCUCGUCUUGGUCGCCCGAGAGACUCCCUUGAGUGAGAUUCAUCUGCGCAACAUGCUGGAGGUAUCUCGCGCCGGUGCAAUAAUCUUUCCACCAGUUCCAGCAUACUACAUCCGCGCCGCGUCCGUGGAUGAGUUGGCCGACCAAAGCGUGGGGCGCAUGCUGGAUCUAUUCGAUUUGGACACAGGAGAUUUCGAGAGGUGGGAGGGUUGGCAGCAUGCAGAGCGUUGA